UUUAACCCCCUGAGGUUUGAAUCCACUCAGAGUUUGUGCGUGCCAAAACGUGUGUGUGUGUGUGUGUGUGUGUGUGUGUGUGUGUGUGUAUGAGGGAGAGAGAAAGAAAUCUGGCUACUUUCAAACCCCAGGACAGUUUCAGCUCCGUGGUCUCCAGAAAAACAGAAAGCCUCCAACAAUAGCUCCAUUGACUUUUAUGUAAAUGGCACUCCUCAGGAAAACACUGGGCUAUUUCCCAAAGUCCCAGAACGUACCCUGAACAUUUGUUUGAGUGGGAGGUGGGGAGACAGUUCUGUUGAGUCAAUGAACAUCUGUUGAGAGCUGCUGUGCUGGGUCCCAGGAGACAGCUCAUAGUCUGGCUCUUACCUGCCAGAGGUACAGACAGAGAUUUACCAUACUAGGCAUGCGUGCUUGUGGUGGCUUUGUACUGUGUCCACUUAGCUGAGCUGGAACCGAGUUUCCCAGGAUUCCCUUUCUGUAUGGUUCUAGUUGGGGUUGACCUCAAGAAAAUUUUGUGCAAGAUUUGGAAAACUGAAGUGAAGUAGCAGCCAGUACACUGUGAAGGAUACCGGGCAUGGUGGCAGUGCAUACCUUUUGACACUGAUCUGCUGUCUCACCUUGGUAGUGCAGGACAGCACCCAGGCCUGCAGCUCCCUAACUCCUGCCGAAUCUCCUCCUUCAGCUGCUCUGAGAGUCCUAGGCUAGAUGUACGUUCAGCUCUGUGGCAAAGGGCCUUUGCUUCUCCUGCAACUCACUGGAAUCAGUGAGCUUGGAGACAGUGAACAGAAGUCGAUUUGUUCUCACAGGUUCCAGUUCUUUCUCUCUUCCACUACACAGGCAGCUUUCCUUCCCAACUGCUGGCCUCACCGACUUACAGAGACUUCAGGCCUAAUAUCAGAUGCAGAAGUGACAGAGUUGUGUGGAUUUCUCCAUCAACUUCCUAAUUGGACAAGUUUCAGUGGGGUUGCUUCUGAGGAUCUCCAGUCUCUACAUACACAUGCCAGCCUUGUUUUAGCUGGGAGACCUAGAGGAGUUGGGCUAGAGCUACACUAACAGAUAGACCAUGGCCCUGAGAGCAUGUGGCUUGAUCAUCUUCCGAAGAUGUCUCAUUCCCAAGAUGGACAACACUGCGAUUGAAUUUCUACUGCUGCAGGCAUCAGAUGGCAUUCAUCACUGGACUCCUCCCAAAGGCCAUGUGGAACCAGGAGAAAGUGACUUGGAAACAGCCCUUCGGGAGGCUCAGGAAGAAGCAGGCAUAGAAGCAGGCCAGCUGACCAUCAUUGAGGGAUUCAGAAGGGAGCUUAAUUAUGUGGCCAGGGAGAAGCCUAAAACCGUCAUCUACUGGCUGGCGGAGGUAAAGGACUACGACGUGGAGGUCCGUCUCUCCCACGAGCACCAGGCCUAUCGCUGGCUGGGGCUGCAGGAGGCCUGCCAGUUGGCUCAGUUCAAGGAGAUGAAGGCGGUGCUCCAGGAAGGACACCAGUUUCUCUGCUCCACAGUGGUCUGAACUGACCAGAUCAGGGUCUUUUGCCUCCGUAGGAUCCUUGAGGGCUUCUGAGGUGAACUACCUUUGCUUCCAGGGAAGCCUGUGCUGGUCUUUGGCUCAUUAUAGCAGAUUGCAGACAGGCUGGUAAAAUCAGCUGAGGACCCUCAGAGAAGAGCAAGCAAAAAUCUCAGCUGGGUGGAAAGGAAGGGAAAGGAGUUUUAAAAAAAAAAAAAUGGCCAAGCCCAGUGAGUGCAUCCUUAUACUUUAUGAAUAAACCUCAAGCAGCUUAUCUCUCCUUCUAA
Messenger RNA from Kogia breviceps (pygmy sperm whale), 1788 nucleotides. The record is from RefSeq and is a predicted model, not a curated record. NCBI's taxonomy places the organism in Eukaryota, Metazoa, Chordata, Mammalia, Artiodactyla, Physeteridae.